CCAAAACCGAAGCAAGGAGAGAACGAGAAACAAAGAAUCCAACCAAGGAAAAGGAAAAAUAAGACCAAUGCCGCAAGCACGAGUCCUCCUCGCCAUAAUUUUCUCCACCGCCCUUCUCCUCCUGGCCGCCUCGGCGAAACAAAGCUCAGAAUGGAAGAAACCCAACACCCAACAACCCGAAACCACCCACAGCGCACUGAGUAAGAGAUUCGGUCGCCGAUUGGCGGGAUUCAAUCCCAACAUAACAACAACAACACCCAACCAACGCUUUCUAUCGCAGUAUCACUACCACCACCACCACCACCACCUCCUCUCGCCACGGCGGGAGUUCCUCCUCGCCCACAACCAGGUGAGGAAGCAUUUCAACGAGCCGAUCCUGAAAUGGAGCAGGAAGCUCACCCGCUACGCUCGCCGAUGGGCCAACAAGCGCUUCCUGGACUGCCAGAUGAUCCAUUCCUACGGCCCCUACGGCGAGAACCUGUUCUGGGGGAAGUACGACCACUGGACGGCGACGGAGGCGGUGCAGUCGUGGAUUAGGGAGCACAGGUAUUACAAUCCUCAUACGAACACGUGCGCUCCGGGCCAAAUGUGCGGCCACUACACGCAGGUUGUGUGGAGGGACUCGACGCGGAUAGGAUGCGUGCGCAAGAAGUGUUUGAACGGAGGUCUGUUUGUAAUUUGUGUGUAUGAUCCGCCUGGAAAUUACAUUAACGAGAGCCCAUUUGGAUCGUUGACAAGUACACCAUAACCAUCAUCAUUAUCAUCUAAUCAGCAUCGAUCUUCUGCUUUCAAAUUCAAGAUAUAUAUCAGCUGCACCGCCUGGUCAAGAUUAGUGGGUUUUUUACGAGUUAAAAAAAACAGAGUAUACGGGGUAGGGUGGGCAGAUUAUGGUGUUAUAUAAUUUCCAGCCUUUUAUUUUUCAUGCUUAUAGAAUUUUCAUAAUGUAAUAUAAAAACCAAGACAGCGUGCAGCGAAACCAUUGGUUUAAUUUACUGAUUCCUUCUUAUAAUUAAGGCUAA
Messenger RNA from Corylus avellana, 1019 nucleotides. RefSeq names its product CAP (Cysteine-rich secretory proteins, Antigen 5, and Pathogenesis-related 1 protein) superfamily protein. NCBI's taxonomy places the organism in Eukaryota, Viridiplantae, Streptophyta, Magnoliopsida, Fagales, Betulaceae. Gene Ontology annotation, cellular component: extracellular region. The record is from RefSeq and is a predicted model, not a curated record.